Molecule: messenger RNA, 477 nt
Organism: Caenorhabditis remanei
Lineage: Eukaryota; Metazoa; Nematoda; Chromadorea; Rhabditida; Rhabditidae
Exons: 4
Coding region: 1-477 (158 amino acids)
Source: RefSeq, a predicted model, not a curated record
AUGUCUUGGUUUUUUGAUCCCGGAGUUGGAAAUGAUCUUCAGCCAAGCUUUUACGUGAAUCUUACCCAUACUUUUAACAAUGGGUUAAUGGCAGUCGAGACUGUUAUUCUUUAUGGUUAUCUUGCAUACUUUACUCUCAAAAAAUCUGGAGCAAGUGGAGAUCAAAAAUUGUCAAAAUAUCAAAUUAAUAUCUUGCUACAAGCAUUCUUUUUCUGUAUUUUCCAUUUCAUAGGGUCUAUUCUAUACGUUUACAUGCAGUUUGUGUCGGCUCCAGAGUAUUUGAUUAUCAUAAGUCAACUCGGUUGGCAGUUUGGAACUGGUUCCGUGUGCGUUGUCUACUUGACUUUGAAUCGUUCCAUACGGAAGUCUGUCUCGAAACAUUUAUGUCCCAAAUGCCUGAAGAAAACGAAUCAAGUCUCGGUUAUUGCAUCUUUGGAUAGCAGAGCUUAUGAGUUAUCUCAUGUUCAGAUUAACUGA